GGUCCUUGCCGGUCUUGACUUCACUUUAACGUCUACAGUCUGUCUGUGAGUAUCGAACUUUAGCCUAGCUACGAUGUGUGACGAGGAUCUAGCAGCUUUGGUCGUUGACAAUGGGUCAGGAAUGUGUAAAGCUGGUUUUGCGGGAGAUGAUGCCCCACGGGCAGUUUUCCCGUCUAUUGUGGGACGUCCAAGACAUCAGGGUGUCAUGGUUGGUAUGGGACAAAAGGACAGCUAUGUUGGUGACGAAGCACAGAGUAAAAGAGGAAUUUUAACACUUAAAUAUCCAAUUGAGCACGGAAUUGUUACAAACUGGGAUGACAUGGAGAAAAUCUGGCAUCACACAUUCUACAACGAACUCAGGGUUGCCCCAGAAGAACACCCCGUACUUUUGACGGAAGCACCUCUUAAUCCAAAAGCUAACAGAGAAAAGAUGACACAGAUCAUGUUCGAAACCUUCAAUUCUCCGGCAAUGUACGUAGCUAUACAAGCAGUACUCUCCCUUUACGCUUCCGGUAGAACAACAGGAAUCGUCAUGGACUCUGGUGAUGGAGUCAGUCAUACAGUACCCAUUUAUGAAGGGUAUGCUUUGCCGCAUGCUAUCUUGAGAUUGGAUCUUGCUGGAAGAGAUUUGACAGACUACCUGAUGAAAAUUCUUACAGAAAGAGGAUAUUCCUUCACAACAACUGCAGAACGUGAAAUUGUCCGUGAUAUAAAAGAAAAACUUUGCUACGUUGCUCUAGAUUUUGAACAAGAAAUGCAGACCGCAGCUACAUCAUCAUCACUUGAAAAAAGCUAUGAAUUACCAGAUGGGCAGGUCAUCACUAUUGGAAAUGAGCGUUUCCGAUGCCCAGAAGCCAUGUUCCAGCCAUCUUUCCUGGGUAUGGAAUCAGCUGGGUUACACGAAACCACAUACAACAGUAUAAUGAAAUGUGACGUAGAUAUCCGUAAAGAUUUAUACGCUAAUACCGUACUAUCUGGAGGUUCCACCAUGUUUGCUGGAAUAGCUGACAGAAUGCAGAAGGAAAUCACUGCUUUAUGUCCACCGACCAUGAAAGUCAAAAUAAUUGCUCCACCAGAGAGGAAAUACUCCGUCUGGAUUGGUGGGUCUAUUUUAGCCUCACUUUCUACUUUCCAACAAAUGUGGAUAAGUAAGCAAGAAUAUGAUGAAUCCGGCCCAAGCAUUGUACAUCGCAAAUGUUUCUAAACAUAGAUCUCUUAAUAAGACAAUCAUUAUUUUUUUUUAUCAAACAUAGUAUGAACUCGUUUAAAACCAAGAACCAUUCUUUAUGUUGCUAUUUACUACUAAAAAUAAAUUGUAAACACAAUCUA
Messenger RNA from Mytilus californianus (California mussel), 1329 nucleotides. Its product is annotated as actin, cytoplasmic-like. The transcript has 2 exons. NCBI's taxonomy places the organism in Eukaryota, Metazoa, Mollusca, Bivalvia, Mytilida, Mytilidae. The coding region runs from base 74 to 1204 and encodes 376 amino acids. The record is from RefSeq and is a predicted model, not a curated record.